AUGGCGUACGAAGAAAAACUUGCCUCGAUGCGGCUGAAAAUUGGCACGCGGAAAUCUCCAACUCGAAAAUGGACCUGGAUGAAUCAAGACGGUAAAGUAAAAAAUGAGCAUGACUUUAUCACAUCGACGAAAAAACAUAUAUUCAAUGAUGUCUCUGUGAUCAACACCGUUAAAACAGAAAGUGAUCACCGGUUGGUACGAGACACAUUGAAUAUCAAUGCCAGGCUUGAAAGAUCACGACUAAUAAAGUCUACACUCUGUCCAAUAACUGCACAACUCCAAAACCCCGAGAGCUUUCAAUUCGAACUUCAAAACCGCUUCGAAGCCCUCGAAAACAGCAUAGAUGUGGACGAUCUAAAUAACAUGGUGGUGGAUACUGUCCGUACGGUUGGGUAA
Messenger RNA from Hyposmocoma kahamanoa, 396 nucleotides. RefSeq lists its product as uncharacterized. The coding region runs from base 1 to 396 and encodes 131 amino acids. The record is from RefSeq and is a predicted model, not a curated record. The transcript has 2 exons. Lineage: Eukaryota; Metazoa; Arthropoda; Insecta; Lepidoptera; Cosmopterigidae.